AUGAGUCAAAGCAUUGUACUUUCCAGUAUCGCUGCUGCACGAAAUGCUGUUUUCUCUGAAGUCAGCAUUGGGAUCACAGCCAACACCUUCCUUCUUCUCUUCCAUGUUCUCUGGUUCUUUCUCCAGCACAGGACCAGGCCCACAGACCUGGCCAUUGGGCACCUGGCCCUCAUCCACCUGGUGAUGCUGAUCACUGUGGGGGUCAUAGCUGCAGACAUUUUUGAGGCUCAGGAGUUAUGGGAUGACAUCACGUGCAAAGCUGUCAUUUACUGGCAUCAAGUGACACGGGGCCUCUCCUUGGGCACCACCUGCCUGCUAAGUGUCCUCCAGGCCAUCACCCUCAGCCCCAGGAGCUCCUGGUUGGCCAAGUUCAAGCACACAUCCUCACAUCACAACAUGUGCGGAUUUCUCUUCCUAUGGGUCUUCAAUUUGUCCAUCAGCGCUCGUCUCCUAAUCUCCAUUGUUGCCACCAAAAAUCGUACAUCCCACAGUCUUAUGUCUGUCACUAAAUCUUGCUCUCUCUUGUCCCUGAGUCAGGUGUUCAGACUCACAUUCUCUAUGUUGGGGAUCUUCCGGGAUGUCUCCCUUACAGGGCUCAUGGCUGUCUCAAGUGGGUACAUGGUGAUAUUCCUGUGCAGGCACAAGAGGCGGUCCCAGCACCUUCACAGCACCAACCUGUCUCCAAGAGCCUCCCCAGAGCAAAGGGCCACGUGGAUCAUCCUGCUGCUCCUGGGUUUCUUUGUGCUCGUUUACUUGAUGGACUGCAUGGUGUCUUUCUUCUCAGGAAUAUGGUUGAACAGUGACCCAGUUCGCCUGUGUGUCCAGAUGCUGGUGGGCAAUGGCUAUGCCACCAUUGGUCCCUUGGUGUUAAUCAUCAGUGAGAAACGAAUGAUCACCAUUUUCAAAUGUGUAUCUGAGAAGGAGAAUAGUGUUCACUUCUUCAGAAAUAAACAACAUGUCUUUAGAUGA
This is a messenger RNA of Lepus europaeus (European hare), 969 nucleotides long. RefSeq names its product vomeronasal type-1 receptor 90-like. Bases 1 to 969 code for a protein of 322 amino acids. Gene Ontology annotation, molecular function: pheromone receptor activity. Gene Ontology annotation, cellular component: membrane. The record is from RefSeq and is a predicted model, not a curated record. The transcript has a single exon. Lineage: Eukaryota; Metazoa; Chordata; Mammalia; Lagomorpha; Leporidae. Gene Ontology annotation, biological process: G protein-coupled receptor signaling pathway.